CAGCAGAUGUCUGGACUCUAGCAAUAAACACAUUACUCACACAGACAGUAUAAAUGUAUGUGAGCAGAGAACAGUUCUCUGCUCACAUACACACACUUAAAAUACUUACAUAGGCAGUAACUGACUUAAACAUUUUGUCAGCACAGGUCAAAACAGCACUGUAAUUGAGAUCUCUCCACAUUAAUAACCAUUCCUGCAUUCUUGUCGUGUGUGUGUGUGUGUGGGCAUAUUUUCUGCUGGGGACCAAGAAUAGGAAUAUCUGAAAGUUUUGACCUUAUGGGGACAUUUGGCUGGAACCCUACAAACAUUGUAAUUUGUUAUUGCAACAUACAUGUUAAGACUGUACAUAGCUGUAAAAUGAACACACUAUAUGACUAAAAGUAUGUGGACACCUGACCCUACACCCAUAUGUGGUUCUUCCCCAGACUGUUGCCAUAAAGUUAGAAGCACACAAUUGUCUAGAAUAUCUUUCAAUGCUUUUCUAUGAAUUAAGAUUUCCUUUCACUGGACCAAAAGGUCCAAACAUGUUCCAGCAUGACAAUGCCCCUGUGCACAAACUGAGUUCCAUAAAGACAUGGUUUAUCAAGGUUGGUGUGGAAGAACUUGAGUGUCCUACACAGAGCCCUGACCUCAACCCCACUGAACAGCUUGGAACAACAACUUUGUGCCAGGCCUCCUCACCCAACAUCAGUGCCUGACCUCUUGUGCUCUUGUAGCUGAAUGGGCAAAUCCCCAAAACUAUGGUCCAAAAUCUAGUGGAAAGCCUUCUCAGAAGACUGGAAGUUAUUAUAACAGCAAAGAGGGAACAACUCAAUAUUAAUACCCCUGUUUUUGGAAUGGGAUAUUCAAUACUCGGGUGUCCACAUACCUAUCACCAUAUAAUAAACACAAAGCUGUGGAUCUGUAUGGAGUACUGUGGAGGAGGGUCAUUGCAAGACAUCUACCAUGUGACUGGGCCCCUAAAGGAGAAACAGAUCGCGUAUAUCUGUAGAGAAACUUUGCAGGGUUUAAAUCAUCUCCACAAAACUGGCAAAAUUCAUCGUGAUAUUAAGGGUGCCAACAUACUUCUUACUGAGCGAGGAGAUGUCAAACUGGCUGAUUUUGGGGUUGCUGCAGAGAUCAGUGCCACUGCUGCCAAGAGGAAAUCUUUUAUUGGAACUCCCUACUGGAUGGCCCCUGAGGUUGCAGCUGUAGAGAAAAAAGGUGGCUAUAACCACUUGUGUGACAUUUGGGCAGUAGGCAUCACUGCCAUUGAGCUGGCAGAGCUGCAGCCACCCAUGUUUGAUCUUCAUCCCAUGAAAGCUCUGAUGUUGAUGUCCAAGAGCAGCUUUCAGCCUCCUAAACUGAAAGAUAAGGCAAAAUGGUCUGCAGGGUUUCAUAGUUUUGUGAAGAUGUGUUUGACAAAGAAUCCUCGUAAAAGGCCCACAGCAGAAACUCUUUUACAGCAUUCCUUUGUUACACAGCUACUCACCAGAAACCUAGUCAUUGAGCUGCUAGACAUGGCCAGCAACCCAGAUCUCCACCAGGCACCCAGCAUUGAGGACAAUGAUCAUGACGCUAAUGAUGCUACCCCAGAUAAGAUCCAGUCAAAAGGAAAGUGUUUGCCAGUAGAGAGAAGUCUUUCUGAGGAACAGUUUGAUCAGGUCAAAUUUGCACCUCUGAGGAGGAAAGAGACAGAUCCUUAUCCAGAUCUGGAUUCAUGUGAUGACUGGAGCAUUUCGGGUGAUGAAACUGAGUCUCCGAGUCUCUUGGAAUGUGUGGAAGAGGAGCUGCAGCAGAGGAGCCUGACAAUAAAAGAACAGUCGUCCUUUGAGUGGGGGAAGAGGAAAAGUGGUUUAUUCAGUCCUCCACCAGUAUCAGCCACUGCAUCACUUCCUCCCAUGAGUAAUUUCAGUGCCACUCAGCAGGGCACAGAUCUAACCCUGAGGCCCAGCGCUACCCUAAAGUCUGAUACAACACUUCGGCCCAAAUCAGCUCUGAUAAGAUGCUCAGCUAGUCAUGAUGUGCGGCAGUGGUGCAGUGACCCUUGUGCUCCUGAGGAGGAUGAUAAUCAAGAAGUGCAGCAAAGCCUUACUACCAGCAAGGACACAGCUCUCUCUCCUGAGUGGAGCACAAUGAGAAAGAAAGCGGAAGAUUCGAGAGCUGAAUCUCAUGGACUCCCUCCUACCCCCCAAGUCCAUAUGGGGGCCUGUUUCUCUAAAGUGUUCAAUGGCUGCCCAUUAAGAAUCCACUGUGCUGUGACAUGGGUUUUUCCAAAAACUAGAGAUCAGUAUCUGAUACUGGGGGCAGAGGAGGGGGUCUACACGCUCAACUUAAACGAGCUUCAUGAGGACACUUUGGAAAAGUUACUUCCACAGAGAUGUACAUGGCUAUAUGUCAUGAACAAUGUCCUCAUGUCUGUCUCGGGAAAGUCGUGUCAGCUUUACUCUCAUAGUCUGACAGUUCUGUUUGAGCAACGCGGACACGUCCAGAGAAAACCGAGUCACUUAUCCCUCAGCACCAACCGCUUCACUGACAGAAUCAUCCACAGGAAGUUUGCUGUAUCACUGAAAAUCCCAGACACUAAAGGCUGUCGAAAAUGCAGUGUUGCUCGUAACCCGUAUACUGACAGCACAUUUCUUUGUGCGGCUGUGCCCUCUGGACUUGUUCUGCUCCUGUGGUACGAGCCCCUGCAGAAAUUCAUGCAUCUAAAGCACAUAGCUGUAAGUCUGCCUGACCCUCUGGUCAUUUUUGAGCUGCUGGUUUUGGUCACGGAUGAGCUUCCUCAGCUCUGUGUAGGUGUGAGGGAAUGCCAGCCAAGAAGUGAUGAACCUCAGACAAAGCAACAACUAAAGUUUGAUAUAAUUGAGCUGAAUGGCACACCAAAUUUCAAUUCAGAUAGUGAAUGUGUGAGAGCAGGGCAGGUAACACAGCUGGAUAGAGAUACAGUCCUGAUUGCAUUAGAAAAAACAGUGAAGAUUGUCAACCUGCAGGGUGUCCCAAGCAUGGAUUUGGCCUCAGAAAUGGACUUUGGUUUCCCUAUUGAGACUUUAGUUUGUCUACAAGAUAGUGUUUUAGCUUUCUGGAAACAUGGACUUAAAGGACGCAGCCUGCACAACUGUGAGAUAACACAAGAAAUCACAGAUGAAACAAGAGUAUUUCGGGUUUUAGGGACAAACAGAGACAUUGUUUUAGAAAGCACCCCAACUGACAACCCUUCAUCACCCAGCAAUUUAUAUAUUUUAACUGGUCAUGAAAACAGCUACUGAAAGGAGAAGAACAACGAGGAGAGACCAAGGGAACUGAAGAUAGAGAGAUAUGCUAACAUCAUUCUGGAGUAAUAUAAAGUCCAUCAAGUAAAGCCAUAUUUUCACCUGUCUCAAGUGUAAACCUUCAUGCUCUGUAACAGAUGGACACUACACAUGAAACAUCCAUCUGUACUUUAGAUGAGUACAUAAAGGAAAAGCCUGCUGGUCUGACUGUCUUCAAAUUCAGCGGUUUUUACCUGCUGAUUGCCUUUGUUUCUGCAAGGAUAAAAUAACAAUACCAAAAUAUCUCAGCACUGACAAAUGCACAUUUUAUAAAUGCACUGAAAACCCCAAAUAGAGCUAUGGAGGACUGCUUUAUAACCAUUCAUUCUGCCAUUCGUGUCGUGUCCUUGCACCUUACCUUAUUAUGAAAUGGUUCAUUUUAAAAUGGUACACUAUAAUGACAUGUAUGAAGCACUAUCACUGAAGUCAGAUCUGACUGGAAUACAAACAGAAUGAUUGAUAAAUAAUUCAUAUGGUUCAUAUGACAGCAUUUAGUGUGAUGGCUAACACCUGUUCAGAUCUUAACGGAAAAAAAUCCUCCCUAAAAGACUUGCAUAUUAAUAUUUAUUGAGAUAACUGUUUCCUAAAUUACAAACAAUGCUAUUCAACUACCUGCUGAUAGUGGUGCCAGUGGGAUCUAGCCCUCGCUUCAUCCCUACUUAAAGCAACUGAUGCAGCUGCGCUUUAGUCCUUUGGUCUGUUAGUCUAUAAACUCUCUCACCUACUCAUCUGUACACUCAGCUCAAACAGAUAAGGUUCCAAAGCUUCAACUUUAAUGCUCAUACUGCCAUCAAUGCCAUCAUGCUUGUCAUCUUGUAGAUUUCCAACAAGCUCAGUUUAACUGUACUCGUCUGUACACUCUGGAACUUUGAGUGCAGUGUUUGUUGUCUCCCCUAUUUCAGUGUUGUAUUUUUCAUUAUUAUGACGUUGAACCUUGUUGGAAGAGGUCUGGAUCUUUUGCUUUCAGGAGCUAGCAGUGAAAGCUGAUUGUUAUUACUUAUGUUUAACAUCAUUAAAAGUGUUCUGCUAUGAAGUGGAGGCACAGCCUCUAACUUCUCACAGGAAUAACGAAAAUAUGGCACCAACCAACAAAUUAACACCAUAAUCACCAGGCGUAUCAUAAAUAUUUCAAUAUAAAUAUAUUUAAUGUGGUUAAUGGUGGGAGGUUUCCUUUAAAGGAACAUCUGCUUAAAAAUCAAAUGUGACUAACAGUGAAGGGAAACUAUCAGCGAGAUGCUGAUUCACAGCUAUUGAUUGUUUAUAUUUUCAGUGAAACUGUACUUUUAAUCUGACAGUAGUGUGUUUAACUAUUAUAAACUGGUACACAUGGGCAAAAAUGUUAAAAUAUGCCUUGUGCAUUUACGCAUUUACCUCAUUUACAAAAAGUUUUUAAGUUGUAAAUAAAGAUCACAAAUGUUAGAACACGUCACUGGACUGCAAUAAACUCAUCUCAUAUGAGGAUGCUUA
This is a messenger RNA of Pangasianodon hypophthalmus (striped catfish), 4757 nucleotides long. It is a transcript of the gene map4k2, whose product is annotated as mitogen-activated protein kinase kinase kinase kinase 2. The coding region runs from base 741 to 3248 and encodes 835 amino acids. The transcript has 30 exons. Gene Ontology annotation, biological process: protein phosphorylation. Gene Ontology annotation, molecular function: MAP kinase kinase kinase kinase activity; ATP binding. NCBI's taxonomy places the organism in Eukaryota, Metazoa, Chordata, Actinopteri, Siluriformes, Pangasiidae. The record is from RefSeq and is a predicted model, not a curated record.